Moesziomyces antarcticus is the source of this 5013-nucleotide messenger RNA. RefSeq lists its product as uncharacterized. The record is from RefSeq and is a predicted model, not a curated record. Gene Ontology annotation, cellular component: plasma membrane. NCBI's taxonomy places the organism in Eukaryota, Fungi, Basidiomycota, Ustilaginomycetes, Ustilaginales, Ustilaginaceae. The coding region runs from base 1 to 5013 and encodes 1670 amino acids. Gene Ontology annotation, molecular function: guanyl-nucleotide exchange factor activity; protein binding. Gene Ontology annotation, biological process: Ras protein signal transduction; positive regulation of GTPase activity. The transcript has a single exon.
AUGACCUCCGCAUCGGCUGCCGCCAGCUACGUCAACGAUUUGCACUAUCCAUCACACGCGCACUCGUUGGCGCAGUCGCGUCUCGCCUACAACACCAUGCCCGACGACCACGCACCGAGCACCGCAGACGACUCGGAUGAGCCGCCCUCGUUCUUCGUGCGCGCGCUCUACGACUUUGAGUCCAACGAUGCCAGCUCGCUCUCCUUCCAAAAGGGCGCGCUCAUCGAGGUGCUCACCCAGCUCGAAUCCGGCUGGUGGGAUGGCCUGCUUCACAAUCAAGUCCGCGGCUGGUUCCCCUCCAACUAUGUAGAGCCCAUCUCGGACCGCGAGGCCGCCGUCGAGCUUGCUGCCCGCGCACAGCUCACAUCCAAUUUCCACCUCGGCCUCUCCUCACAGCCCUCCGCCGACUCGGACUCGUUUGCCCGCCUCGGCUUCGGCUCCGGCUUCGAUGGCCUCCAGGCGCUCAUCAAGGGCGACGGCAUCGGCAGCAGCGACGCCUUCAGUCAGCUCGCAGAGGCCGCCAUGCUCGAUCCAUCGCGACGCGUCUUCGAUCACAACAGCCCCCAGCUGGCCGAGACUCACUCCGACGCAUCACCCUAUCGCAAUCCGUCGGCACCCAACCAUCUCGCCCCGGAAUCCUCAGCCUCUGCCUCGCUCGCUGCCUUGUCCGAACAUCGCCUCGCUCUCGAGCGCGACAGGGCCCGAGCUGCUUCCGUCUCGAAUCCCGUAGAGGUCAAUGCGGGCGCGUCUACUUCUCUCGCUGCUGCUGCCGCUGCCGCCAGCGCUCGGCCCAGAGCCGCCACUGGCUCCAACGCCACCGACACAUGGGCUCAAAACACCUCCAGCAGCCGAGGAGCACGCACAGGAGCCGCGGCAAACCAGCUCCCCACGCUCGGCGUCGUCGGCCCAGAGUCAGGCGCCGGAUCCUCGGCAGUCGCAAACCAGCCACCAUCCAUGCUUCGCUCAUCCUCUUCCGGCCAAAGCAGCACCGCAGAUGCUCAACACCUCGCGCCGGACGGCAGUCGCACUCCCUCGCUCCGCACCAACGAUUCGCGGCCGUCUUCCAGCACCAACAGCAGCCACACCGCCAUCUUCCAGAACGGCAGCGCCCCUGUACGCGCGCCCGCCUCCAACGCGGUAGAUCGCAUGCCCGAUCCUAUCACCGUGCCCAAGCCUUGGAAGGUGCGCCUCACCGACGACGAAAAGUUCUUCUUCUUUGUGCAUCGGAAGACCACCGAGAUCCGAUGGAACUACACGGACGCCAAGACCAAGCUCACCAUCCUUUCCAACGUCACCCCGCGAAGUCGCUCUCCAGCGCAGCCCGCGCGAUCCCCGGCGUCCGCAUCAACGCUCAAUGACCACACCAAAGCAGCACCCAGUCUAGGCGGAUCGCGCAGCCUUGCGCAGGAGGUCUCGGAACUCAACCUCGACUCGGACGAAUCGGAUUUGGACGCCGAUCUCAAUCCACGCCUGCCAGGCAAGCCGCCCAAGAUGGCCGCUUCGGAUGCAGCUCGCAGCGCACACGCCUCGCUCGGCGCAGCAGCUUUUGCGCACCAUCCCGCGCUGUCCCAACCACAAGCAGCGCCCGACACCCUGUCUCAGGAGGAGUCGGCCGCCUAUGACCUUCAGAAAGCCAUGGCGCCAUCGCCGGUAGCUCCCGUCAGCCUCCUGGUUCGUCGCGCAAACGAGGUCAUCAGACAGCUCGCAGCCAUUGCGACCGAGCAGGUCGGCACGAAUGGCCUCGCCGAGUCCGAUGGACCUCUCUGGAGCCCGCAGAGUGGCGUCUACCUUCCGAGGCUUGCGCAUGCCACCUCAAGCGUGGUUUCCGCCAUCCGCGAUGUCCUGUACGCCACCGGUUCGCUCUCUCUCUCAACCAGCGAUCUCGCUGCCAUCUCCAAGCUCGUCUCGCCCUCCCCAGCCGAAGCAGACAGUCGCACCGCGCUUGCGCCCGACUUCCCUCUGGAGCACAAGGACAUUGAUCUGAACCUUCUCUCAAGCGUGCUGCAAGCUUCUCACGCUUCUGCCCACGGCAAGGGUGCCUCUACUGCACUUCAACGCUGUGGCGUUUAUUCCAAGGACUCGCUUGCCCCCAUCCCGAGCAGCCUGCACCCCGUUGGUCGCAAGCUCAACGCCGUCGUCUCGAAGCUCGUGCUUUCUUCGCGCCAGGUCAUCGACCACACCGUCACACUCGCCUCGUCGCCCACCUCGAGCAUGGAGAGCACCAUGACCGACCUCGAUGCCGACGUAUUCUCCAAGCUCUAUCAGUGCCGACAACGUCUUCGCGAAGAUGCGCUCGAGCUCAUGCGCACGCUGCAGAGCCUCAGCUCCGAGGCAGAAAAGGUCAGGAGCACGGCCCUGAGUGCUCCGCAGAGCCGCGGCUGGCUGCGCAGGGUCGAGGGCAGCCUCGAGAGCGACUUGGGGCUCAACGGCAUCGGCUCUACCUCGUUCGGCAGCGGCAUGGCCGCCUCAUGGCUCGGCAACGGCUUUGUGCUUCCGUCCAAAUUCGAAGUCGCCUUGAUCAAGGCAGAGGGCAAAGGCACCCGCAAGCACAACCCUUUCGACCAACGCAGGGAAGCCGAGUCCGCAGUCGUCCGCGGCAUGCUCACGUUGCGGCGCAUUCCGGACACGCGAUUCGAUCAGCACGUGGUCAAGCAGGCCCAGCAGCUCUCCUCCCAGCUAGAAGCUACGAACGACACAAUUGUCGCCGCAGCAAAGCCGGCUGCAGCCGUCCAACCUGGCUUGUCUCUCCUGUCUCAGUACGGUGCUUUCGAGGCGCUCGUCGAAGCUAUUGACCUUGCCUCGGCUCUCGACGUCGAUGGGCCCAGUCCAGGCGAAGCCAAGUCGUCGUCGAUCUCGGCGCGGAACUUGACGAAUGCGCAAAAGGCGCGCAGCCUGAUGCGCCGCCUCGUGACUCUCAAGCAGACCGCCUACGACCUUUCCUGCUCCCUGUUCAUCGCUGUGCAGGAGCAUGGCGAGGAGACAACGACCUCAAGUGCGUCGUCGCAUCUGCAGCGAGAGGCAAGCAGGCUGACCAGGCUGGUUUCCACUGUAUCCAAGACGCUCGAGGAGCUCGUUCAGGUCGCUGAAGAGCAGCUGCGCGACGCAUCGCCGUACUUGGGCGCUCGUGCGGCGGUGCACGGCUCCGAGGAGGGCUUCAGCCUGCCAUCGACCGGUAUCUUCUCUCACAAGAUCAACACCACCAGCAACGGCCUGCACGAGGAGGUGGAGGAAAUGGCACGUUACGCAGCCAACGGUGGCCCCGACGCCGAGGAAGAGUCCGAGUUCAUGUACCUGGGCCCCGGCAUCGCCGUUCCCAACGGGCCGAGAGCCAGGUCCGGCUCUCGUGCCACUACAGGCUCGACAGGCAACUCGCCCAGUACCAGCUUGGCCCCCGCACGAUUCGGCAUGUCGAACAGCUUCCGCAAUAGAUCCACCUCCGUCACGACCGGCGGCUCGACGCGCUCGAUGCAGUCAUACACCGACGCUUCCAGCCGUAUCCUCAGCCGUCGAGGCACCUUGGUGGACGGAUCGACAGCCGAGAGCAUCGACGAGGACAGCGAAUCGGUGCGCACCGGCGGCGGCAAGCUGCGUCGGCUGCUGGGCGACGACGCGCCGCUUACGCACACCUUGACCCACGACAGCGAGAACAGCGCCGGCACCGGCAACACAGGUUCGACGCUGGCGCGUCGCAAGGAGGACGAGGUGCCGUGGUUCCUCGAGCCAGACUACAUGGGCGACGACAUUGUGAUCGCGCAGGACGGCUCGGUCAAGGGCGCGACGCUCGAGGCGCUGCUGGCGCGGCUGACGAUGCACAACUCGUUUGACGCAUCGUUCAACAACACGUUCCUCAUGACGUACCGCUCCUUCACCACGACGCAGACGCUGCUCGACCUGCUGGCGCAGCGCUUCCGCAUCUUGCCGCCCGACGGGCUGGACGAGGACGAACUGGCGCUCUGGACCGAGAAGAAGCAGGUCCCGAUCCGGCUGCGUGUGUUCAACGUGCUCAAGAUGUGGCUCGAGAUGCACUUCUACGAGGGAGAGGACGAGCCGUACCUGGACCAGGUGCGCCGGUUCGCGGUCGAGGAAAUGGGCGAGAUUGCUUCGAUGAAGGCGCCCUCGCAGCACCUGCAGCGGCUCGUCGAGCGACGCCAGGGCGAGGGCGAGCAGAUGAUCCGCAAGAUGGUGCUGCCCACGUCGGCCCCAGCGCCGAUCCUGCCCAAGAACCUCAAGAAGAUCAAGUUCCUCGAGAUUGAUCCGCUGGAGCUGGCGCGCCAGCUCACGCUCAUGGAGAGCCGACUGUACAACAAGGUGAAGCCCGCCGAGUGUCUGGGGCUCAAAUGGACCAAGCCGGGCAACGAGGUGCAUGCCAAGGGCAUCAUGGAGAGCAUCAAUACGCACAACCGCAUCUCGGCAUGGGUGGCCGAGACGAUUCUGCAGCAGGAGGACCUCAAGAAACGUGCGGCGCUCAUCAAGCAGUUUAUCAGCAUCGCCGACCGCUGUCGCGCGCUCAACAACUUUUCGGGCAUGUGGGCCAUCGUGUCGGCGCUUUCGACGGCGCCGAUCCACCGGCUGCGGCGCACGUGGGACGCGGUCUCGCAGAAGCACGUGGCGGUGUUUGAGUCGCUCGAGAACCUCAUGUCUGCCUCGCGCAACUGGGCCAACUACCGCGAGAUGAUCCACAAGCUCAACCCGCCGUGCGUCCCCUUCCUGGGCCGCUACCUGGGCGACCUGACUUUCAUCGAAGACGGCAACCGCGACCGACUCAAGGAGAAUGACCAGCUGAUCAACUUUGGCAAGCGCCAGAAGACGGCCGAGGUGAUCCGCGAGAUCACGAUCCACCAGUCGACGCCGUACAACCUGGCGGUGGUGCCGGCGCUGGAAAAGUACAUCGAGACCAACCUGGUGGAUGCCCGGUCCGCAGACGACCUGUACGAGCAGAGUCUGGCGCUCGAGCCGCGCGAGCGCGAGGACGAGAAGAUUGCGCGUCUGCUGCAGGAGUCUGGCUUCCUCUGA